Messenger RNA from Phycodurus eques (leafy seadragon), 1252 nucleotides. It is a transcript of the gene endouc, whose product is annotated as endonuclease, polyU-specific C. Gene Ontology annotation, molecular function: RNA endonuclease activity. Bases 69 to 1007 code for a protein of 312 amino acids. Lineage: Eukaryota; Metazoa; Chordata; Actinopteri; Syngnathiformes; Syngnathidae. The record is from RefSeq and is a predicted model, not a curated record. The transcript is spliced from 8 exons.
CUUUUUUUUUCUCGCAUUGUCUGCUCAGUGCGCAACAGUGUGCGCGCGGAGCUGAGGGAAGACGCAUCAUGGCUUCGGGGUUGUGUGCAGUCCUCCUCCUCGGAGUGUUUCUCAGUGACCUGAAUGCAUCCAGGUUGGCUUUAAACCAAGAACUUUCCAACCUUUUCAAUGAGCUGUGGAGGCUGGAUACCAAUCGAAUGACGCCUGGUGUAGACUACAACAUCUCAGUUCAAGGCCGAGCAGGGUUCGUGAGCCAGGGCAGUCAAGUUGUACUAGAUCAUGCUUCUCUGCCUCUCUUCUCCAAUGUCAACGAGAUCAAGAUGAGGAACACCACCACCAUCUUCAGGCUUUUGAAACUGCUGGAUAACUACGAGAGGUCAACUGGUGUGGCUGAGCGAGUCACAGCCGAGGAGCAGACUGAGACCAACCUCUUCUUGGAUGCGGUCUUGGAGACAGAAGUCAUGAAGCAUGCUCACAGAUAUCUGGUGAGGAAAGGACAGUCUUCAUCGAACUUGAGACACUUUAAGAGUCAGCUCCACCUGAUCUGGUUUCACCUCUACCACAGACAGAGGAACACCGGCCCUGACUCCUGUGGCUUCGAACACGUGUUUGUUGGAGAGAUCAAAUCAAGCCGUGAGAUCACAGGUUUCCAUAACUGGAUCCAGUUCUACAUGCAGGAAAAGGGAAGAGUUCUGGACUACAAAGGCUACAAGGCGAGGGAGCACGACUUGCCCGACGAGGACGACCAUGUCGUGAGCCUCCAGUUCAGUUGGCACAGCGUGCUGAAACCCGUGGGCAGCUCCUUCAUCGGCACCAGCCCCGAGUUCGAGAUGGCCCUCUUCACCGUCCUCUUCCUCAUGAACACGGAGAGAAGCACCACAGUGCUGGUCAACAUCGACCAGUGUCAGACGGAGCUGGUGGUCAUCCGACACGGACGUUCCCUCGGCACGGCCUACCCCAGACUGCGCAGCAGCAACGGCAGACAUAAUAGACAGCACUCGCAAUGAUCUUUUAUUUGAUUUGAAUUCACCUUUAUUCUACUAUAAGAAGUUGCCCACUGACAUAGUUUACCUCUUCUAGGGAGUCCUGGGCAGACAAUUAUAUUGGACUGUAUCAUAAAGACAGACUAAGACGACAUAAUCAAAAGUAGAGAAAAUAAGGAAGUCAUAAAUGAGUCUUGUUUGUAUUGUAGUCAUGCGUCAUCAUUUACUGAUUUACCCAUUAAACUUUUAGCAAUAAAACAAGUGUACUU